This is a messenger RNA of Puccinia triticina, 1401 nucleotides long. RefSeq lists its product as uncharacterized. Gene Ontology annotation, cellular component: nucleus. Gene Ontology annotation, biological process: base-excision repair; base-excision repair, AP site formation; nucleotide-excision repair. Gene Ontology annotation, molecular function: DNA-(apurinic or apyrimidinic site) endonuclease activity; DNA binding; oxidized pyrimidine nucleobase lesion DNA N-glycosylase activity. Bases 1 to 1401 code for a protein of 466 amino acids. The transcript is spliced from 5 exons. NCBI's taxonomy places the organism in Eukaryota, Fungi, Basidiomycota, Pucciniomycetes, Pucciniales, Pucciniaceae. The record is from RefSeq and is a predicted model, not a curated record.
AUGCCACCUCGCACUCGCCUUAACACACAAGCUUUGCAAUCAACGGCUAACUCAGCACCGGUAUCAUCCGCUAAGAGGUCUCCCUCGAAGGCAGUUUCGCCAUCGAAAAGAUCACACCCCGCCCUGAGCUCGUCCCCCGAAAAAUUGCCAACGAAGAAGAAAACAAAAACCGUCGUCAAGCAGGCCCUCUUAGACCCUGUGCCACCCCCGGCAAGAUGGAAGGAAGCAUACCGAUUAAUCGAAGAGCAAAGAAAGACGUUUAUUGCCCCGGUAGACACGAUGGGAUGCGACAAAGCGGGUGAUAUGGAUCUCAACCAGAUCGACAGCAGCGAUUCGAUCAGCAAAGAAAAAAUCGAUCAACUGAAGCAGAGAUCCGAACGAGAGCGACGAUUGUCUUGUUUAGUUUCACUCAUGUUGAGCAGCCAAACCAAGGACGAAGUGACUGCUCAAGCGACCUUGAAUCUGAGACUUCAGCUUAAAGACUCUUUGACUGUCGAUUCCUUACGUAGCGCCAGCUUAAAUGAGAUCGAAAACUGUAUCAACAAAGUCGGAUUUUGGAAAAAGAAAGCCCAGUUUAUCAAGUUAAUGGCCGAUGACCUGUUCUUGAAACAUGAUAGUGAUGUACCAAAAACGUUAGAGGAAUUGAUCGCUCUCAAAGGCGUUGGACCGAAGAUGGCGUUCCUAGCCUUGUCAAAUGCAUGGUCAAUCAACUUAGGCAUCGGGGUGGAUACACAUGUCCAUAGGAUUUCGAAUCGGCUUGGUUGGGUUCAAACUUCAGAUCCUGAAGCUACCCGGAUACAUUUAGAGAGCUGGUUGCCCAGAGAACUCUUUCAAGAAAUCAAUCAUCUGCUAGUCGGAUUUGGCCAAGUUAUAUGUUUACCGGUUGGCCCGAAAUGCGAGAACUGUGACGUGGGGAAAGUCCAAGGCUUGUGCCCAUCCUCAAAGGUUGAGGCCAAUCGACAGAAACUGAAACUCCAAUCAGGAAAAAGGGAAAAACCUACUGCUUCAACUCCAAGCCCGAAGAAGCUUUCGAGUCGCAGUCAAAAGGCUCAUAUUGCCAUCAAAUUGGAAGAAGCAGAUCACAAUAUCAGUGAUGAAAAAGCAGCUAACCAUGGGUCCCCCAUAUUGAAAUCAUCACGAUUCUUUCAACUUGAUCAGCCUGUCAAACAAGAGCAACAAGAACUAGUUAUCAAAGAAGAAACUCAAGAAGAUGAAGAAGAUAAAACAGAAAAUGAAGAUAAACCAAUUCGAAUUAAGGGUGGAAAUGUAAAUCUCGACCCCAAGACUAGUACCGACUCGAAAAACGCCACCCACAGUUCUUUUGUUUCCUCACCUCUAACUGAAAUGGACGAGGAUGUGAAUCCUCUGCUUUGUUCUACCGACCAAGCCUUAGCUUGGUAA